Messenger RNA from Oenanthe melanoleuca, 1502 nucleotides. Its product is annotated as transcription cofactor HES-6-like. The record is from RefSeq and is a predicted model, not a curated record. Gene Ontology annotation, molecular function: RNA polymerase II cis-regulatory region sequence-specific DNA binding; DNA-binding transcription factor activity, RNA polymerase II-specific; protein dimerization activity. Gene Ontology annotation, biological process: regulation of transcription by RNA polymerase II; regulation of neurogenesis; anterior/posterior pattern specification. Gene Ontology annotation, cellular component: nucleus. NCBI's taxonomy places the organism in Eukaryota, Metazoa, Chordata, Aves, Passeriformes, Muscicapidae.
AUGCAAAUGGCCGGGUAUAAAAGGGGCGGCGCGGCGGCAGCGGCGCGGAGCGCGGCGAGCCGGCAGCGGCGGGGCCGGGGGGCCAUGGCGCCGGGCACGGACCGUCCGCCGCGGGGCGAGCGCUGCGCGGAGCCCCGCAGCGACCGGAGGACGAGGAAGCCGCUGGUGGAGAAGAAGCGCCGGGCGCGCAUCAACGAGAGCCUGCGGGAGCUGCGGCUGCUGCUGGCCGACAGCGAGUUCCAGGCGAAGCUGGAGAACGCGGAGGUGCUGGAGCGGACGGUGCGGCGGGUGCGGGCCGUGCUGGAGCGCCGCGGCCGCGGUGAGUGCCGGCCCGGGGGGCGGCGGGGGCCCGGCCCGGCCCGCGCCUCACCCGCCCCUCUCUGUCCCCGCGGCGCAGGGGGCGGGCGGCGGCUCCUGGAGGCCAGCGAGCGCUUCGCCGCCGGCUACAUCCAGUGCAUGCACGAGGUGCACACCUUCGUCUCCAGCUGCCCCGGCAUCGACGCCACCACGGCCGCCGAGCUGCUCAACCACCUGCUGGAGUCCAUGCCCCUCAGCGAGGGCGGCCGCCCGGCCUCGGUCACGGACGCUUUGGGGGAGCCGGCGCUCGGCGCCUGGCCCGCGGGCGGGGCGCUGGCCCUGCCGGCCGCAGCCCGCCCGGGGCUGGCCCUGCCCUGCCCCGCUGAAGAGACCUGCUCCGACUCGGACGAGGCGGAGGCCGAGCCGGGCCAGACCGGCACCGACGGACUGGACGCGUCCCAGACGCAGGGCCUGGCCUCGCCCAAGUCCAUGUGGAGACCCUGGUAACGGCGGAGGGGCGGGCAGGCUGCCCCCGCACACACGCGUUGAGCGUGUCUGUCGCUGUGUGAGUGCCUGUCUGUCUGUCUGUGUGUGAAUGUCUGUCUGUGUGUGGUGCGCUGGCACCGGGGGCUCGGGCUCUCUGACGCUGUCACACCCUGACAGCCUAAUAGCGAACGCGUUCACGUUUCAUCCCUGCGUGUUUUGUAACUUCAGGGGUUGUUUUUACGGGAGGAUGGGGAGGAAGGAGGGAAGGGGUUUGUAGUAGCAAAGCUCUCUGGUGGAGACACAGCAGUUUUUUUAUAACCCUGGCUCUUCUUGGCCCUUAGGAGCGGCCCGAACACCACUAUCUUUUAAGAAAAAACCCUCGUGCAUUUUAAAUCGCGAUAGUUAAUUCCAGGAGAAGCUCCAGCUAAGUUUUAAGUGUUCUAGCGAUAGCACAGACCCCUGUAAGGUGUCACUGGGGGUAGCAUCUGUACCUGGUAGCAGUCUAAAGCCUCACCUUUAGGGAAUGGAGAGAAAACUAGAAACCUGAUGGAAUUAGACAAACAUAAGAUGAUGGUGGCAGGGUACCUUUUAGAAAGGAGUGUCUUUAUGCACAUUUUGCUUUUAGCACAUUUGAGUUUGUGAUUUUAUGUAUAUUAGGGUGUGAAAUGUUUUUUAUUUUUAAUCUUUAAUAAAAAAAAACCUGAGUUCACACCGUGGCA